AUGGCACAACUAAAUCAACGAUUAUCGAAUAAGCCUCGAGAUUUGACUCGACGUACACCCAAUCAGUUGCAAAACCGUAAAAGCAACGCCUCACCAUUUAGAAAUAAUGAGCCAGUGUCAAGAAUACGUAACCAACAACAAAUGAAUACAGUACUACCAUCAUUAAAUACAAACGGAAACCAACAACGUCGUCCAUUGUCAAGAUCGAACAAUGUUCAUCCUCCACAACAGAAAUUAUUAGGUCAACGUAUGUCUCAAUUUUAUCCAAAUAGAUCCGAGACAAUUAUUUUCGACGAAAAUCAUGUACACAGUACAGAAUAUUAUCCUCAGCAACAGCAGCAAUUUGAUCAACGGAGAAAUACAUACGAAAUGGAACAAUUUCAUCAGAAUCACGAUUCAAGUAUGUUAUUCCCAUCACAAAGAAAUAUUCUCUAUCGAGAAAAUGAUAUAAAGUAUGAUCCUUUGACGGGACAACAAAUGAAUCGAAAAUACGAUGAAAAUAAUUACAUCUUAGACAAUUAUGAAAAUGCAAAGCAGAAUCAACAUCAGGAUAGAAAUAUGAACACAAAAACUUAUCCACAAUAUCAAAGUGAACAAAAACCAUUAGAAGUUAGAAGUCGAAGUGUUAAAAAAGAUGAUCAGAGUAUGGAAGAAUCGAUAGUGAUACAAUAUGAUGAUGAUGAUGAUGAACUACCACCAGUUAGCAGUCGACUACCUGUAUAUGCCAGAUUUCCCUUCGAAGUAUCAUUUCUUCCACCACCGAUGGAAGCAAAUAUUGAAGAUCAUAUUCACAAACUUCGAUUGCGUCUAAUCAAUUCGGAAUUAGACCAUCAACGACGAAGUGCCAAUGAAUAUUUGAUGAGAACACAUCGUUUCGCUCAGAAUGAUGAAUUUAUUGGAAAUCAUUCGAAUCUUGAAGAAUUUGAAAUACGUCGAAUACGUGAUUCAUUGAUGAAUGAACGAUCACAACAUCCAAAUCCAUCAAUGACAUUACCAAAUUUCUCUAAUUAUAAUAAUUUAAUUACAAUGGAUCAACAACAAUUUUUAACAUCGGAUAUAGAUGAUAUAAUAGAUUCGAUGGCUAGACGUCAUUUAGCAUACAAAAAAUUCGAUGCAAAUAUGAAACGAACAUCACGAGAGAAAAUAGAUUAUCCGUAUCUUCAAGAUACCAGACGUUUAUCGCAUGACAGUGAUUUUUUCUUUACAUCUGGAACACCGAUAAGUCUUCUAGAAAGAGAUUUUAUCAAAAAUAAUCCAAAUUUAAAAGAAGUAUUAAAAUCUCGAAUCGAUAUGUACAAUCGACUUACAUCAGAAUCUGAUAAUACGUUUAAUAGAUUCAUUAAUCCUCAAUUGUCCUACAGUAAAUUACCACCAAUAAUAUCAAAUGAACAAAUAUUACCGUUGAGUUUACCGGAAAAUGCUGAACAUACAAUUCGUUUACCAAGUGAUAUAUUUUUGACAUCAAGAUCAGAAAAAGAAAAAGAACCGAAUAAACCUAAUUCAAAUGAACAUAAAGAAAAACUAAAUCGUCCUUUAUCAUAUACAGGAUCAGAUAAUUCUGUUGAAUUGGCUGUUGAUCGAUUAAAAAGUGGAAAUCGGACACAAAUUAUCUCAUUUCUUACAACGUUCGACACAGUUCGACCACCAUCAAAUCGAUCAAAUCCUCCAAGAGAAUCUUACAGUGCUUCAAUAUUAAAAAUUCGUUUACAAGAAAUAAUUGUUGCAUUACAUCGAGUUUAUCUCGAGCCGGACGGUCCAAUCUAUGUUGCAUUAUUGAAAAGUAUUCAUAGUCCAUUAUAUGAAGCAUUAACAACAUCAUCAACAAAAUAUGAUGAAGCAAUUAAAUUGAUUUGUGAAGCAUUAAAAAAUGUUAUAUCAAAAAUUGUUGAUUUUAUGCCACGUGAUGGUGUAUUAGGUUCCAGUCAAUAUUCAGCUAUUUCAGCUCUUAUUCAAGAUGGAAAUCAUUUUCCUGAUAAAUAUUUUUGGCAAUGUGAACGUAAACAAUUAGAAUUUAACGAUUCAAAUGAAAAAACAGUAAAUGUUACGAAACAGCGUGCAACACUAUUAUUAAUAGGCGUAUUUAUCUUUCGUGCACUAGUUACAACACUACUUUGCAAACCAAUCAAAUAUCGUUUAAUGUUAGGUGAAAUAUCUUCAUCUCAACAAGCAAGUUUAAAAAUAUUAGCUACACUCAUUUUAUAUAUUGGACGUCGUGUUUGCGUACAAUCUGGAAAUAUUUUAGUAAAUAUAUAA
Molecule: messenger RNA, 2253 nt
Organism: Didymodactylos carnosus
Lineage: Eukaryota; Metazoa; Rotifera; Eurotatoria; Philodinida; Philodinidae
Source: the annotation of a GenBank genome assembly